Molecule: messenger RNA, 276 nt
Organism: Trichobilharzia szidati
Lineage: Eukaryota; Metazoa; Platyhelminthes; Trematoda; Strigeidida; Schistosomatidae
Source: the annotation of a GenBank genome assembly
AUGAAUACUCAAACACAGUUUCAUUUCAAACAAUCGUGUUUAACAAUUCUCUUGCUUAUACUAUUAAUAGUUAAUUCAAUUAUGUGUUAUGUGACAACUGAUCACAAUGAUUUAUUACUCAAUUGGCUUGCCAAUGAAGACGAAGAUUAUAUCAUGAGAACACCACUUCACGCGUUGUCAUUCUCAUCACCAUGGAGUUAUUCUCGUCAACAUCAACAACCUAUAGAUAAUUUACCCAAACGAAAUGGACCAUAUACACAACGUUUAGGGAAAUAA